This is a messenger RNA of Lindgomyces ingoldianus, 5825 nucleotides long. RefSeq names its product phosphatidylinositol 3-kinase 3. Gene Ontology annotation, cellular component: cytoplasm; plasma membrane. Bases 57 to 5684 code for a protein of 1875 amino acids. Gene Ontology annotation, biological process: phosphatidylinositol phosphate biosynthetic process; phosphatidylinositol-mediated signaling. Lineage: Eukaryota; Fungi; Ascomycota; Dothideomycetes; Pleosporales; Lindgomycetaceae. Gene Ontology annotation, molecular function: 1-phosphatidylinositol 4-kinase activity. The transcript has 10 exons. The record is from RefSeq and is a predicted model, not a curated record.
CCCCGAUCCACAAUGGCACGGGGGAAGGUCGUGGUGGAGCUGUCACCAAUAUCCAAAUGAAACAACCAGAGCUCGAGGCUAUCCUAGCGCUGUGCAAGGCUGCUCCCUUUAUCCAAUCCACCGAGAUUGCGGAACAACUCCUCCAACGACUCUCCCCGUACCUCCCCGAGUCCUAUGCCCAGAUAAUCACACCGUCGCCUAAUCUCCAUGAUAUUGGUCCCUCUCCGCAUGAAGUUCUGACUUGUAGUCUCACCUCCGCAAUCCUGUCUCUUGGUGUCCAUCAUAACGCUCUACGUUCGCAGGUCUCCUCAAUCAUUCACAAAUAUGUAGGGGGUUGGACAUCUGCUGCAGCUGGCCUAUCCGCUGACCAGUUUGACGGUGAUGAUCAGUUCGAAUUUGCAGCUGAUGGCGAGCUGGCAAGGGUCAUGACCCAGAGCAUUUCUUUCCUUGGGUUUCUGAACGCAGCCGCCAAAUACGCGACCUUUUGGAAUGCUUAUGAAAGGCUCCAGCUUGUAGAAGACAUCCGCGCGGCUCUAUCAGAGAAGUUCUUGAUUGCAUUUGAGACCGCCUUGUCAGUCGUGCGCAACGCUCGCUCCCAUCAGCAUGGCUUGAGGGAAUGGAGACGCUUUGCCAAGCACUAUGCAGCCAUUGGCCGACCCCUUGGUGCCAUGAUCCUACACGACUGCUUCCUGAAAUUAGUGGUUGCUUGCGCAUCGCUGUUGGUUGAACCGGCCGACCGAGCUUCAGAGGAGGUAUUGGACUUUCUUCGCUCGUCGUAUCACGGCAACCACAUUCUUAGCGCAACUGCAGAAGAUGCUCUCGCAGAAGGUCUCACCAAGAUUUCUGUCGAAGAGAUGGAACGAUUAGAGAAUGAUUUGGACUACCUCCAGCGAGUAGGAUCUGCAUGGCAACAACGCCAGGCUUCUGCGGUCAAGGCCAAAAUCUUAACCACCUACCUGUGCUGCACCGUCUACAACGAAGAAAUUGCCGACUCUGACCUUCUGAUGACCUGGCUCGAUAGUGCGCUGAACGAUCCAGCACAGACUGCGGAUCUGACUCUGGCGCCGAUCGCGCUCAAGUCUAUGGCUAUUCUUGCGAAACUCUCCAGCCCUAUGGCUUCGGCUCUAGGUCGAUUGCUACCACGAGUUAUCGUUCAAGGUGGUUUCGAUGAGCGGAUAGCGUCCGUAGCCGCUGAUUGCCUCGCCUCCGUUCUCAGUCUUCUGCCGCAGGAUGCAAUUAUCACUACAUUAUACAGCCUAGGAAAUGUCAUCAGCGCAGGUCCCGUUACCGAUCGAACAGCUUCCCCUUCCCUGAAUGGCGGUGGGAAAGCCUCUCGAACAGCUAAUGUCUACAACCAUCAAACUACCGGAAGCGCGAUAUCCUUAACCCCAAGCGACGUGGAGGAGCCACACCAUGUGUACACCACUGUCGUCCAGACCGUGGUAUCAGUUGCAAGGAGCUGUAAGGAUGAGAAAAUAACAGCCCUGGCAUUGUCUAUGCUUAUCCAAAAGAUUGGUCGAGCAAGCAGAGUUGUUGACGCAAAGAUCAUAACCGAGUCGGCUCUCCUGGGCACCCACAGUGGUCCUGGUGAAUUCCGGUCCUUGCUAAAACUAUACUCAAAACUCUGUCACGAUGCCUUGAUCCGAAACGAUCAAGCCACACUUGAAGCUGUCAUGAAUGCCCGUCUUCACCUCUCGAACGAGAUUCACACAACAUCACUAGCCUUUACAGUCUACAUUACGCAUCUCCUUGACACGAUCGUGAGCAAAGGGGACGCGCAUGAAGUCACCAAUCGCCAAAUUCCUGACGCGGAACUCGCUGCCCAAGAAAUAGCGCAGUUGUUGUCGCCUUUGUCCGUACUUCUCUCCAGGAAUGCCACCGUAGACGGUCUAGCCAAACUCGAUGAAUACAUCAUUAGCCUCCAGCGUGAUGCUUGGUACAACAUCGUAGUUCAUGGCUUUGAUCUUACUACCCAACGUGGACGGCAGUAUAUCAGCGAGCUCAGAACUUUAGCGCAAUAUAGCCAGCCUUUGAUUCCAGAAGGAAGAGCCGAUCACGUAGAGAGCGACGUUGAGUUGAAUACAGUCCUUCGACGAGGAAAGUCUCCAGAACAUGCAGUGGAACAGAAGAAACGCUUGCUCAAAUUAUUGCCAUCCUGCGAAGCCGACAUAAAAUCGCUCAGUUAUUCAGAGGUGGUCUUUCUAAACACGGCAUAUCUUGUUGAGGGCCUUCGCGCCGGUACUGGUGACUGCACGAAGGUACUUACUUACUUCCUAGACCCGAAGUUGCGUAGUGGUGCGAUGGGGAAUUGCAUGUUUACAAUUGCAACGGCUGCAACAAGGGCCUAUGUCAACAAGACUCUUUCCGGAAAGCUUCAUUUAUUCUCGACGCCGUAUCUUGCACAACAACUGGCAACAAUAUUCGCCGCCUGCUGCCACCGAAUCGCCAGAGUCCAAGAGGUUGCAACUGCAUCAGCAGAUAUCAUUAUUAGGGAUGUGCCUUCUACACUUUGUCAGAAAACUGCGCUCUUUGCUCUAUUAGAGCUUCUCUCGAUUAUGUGGUCUAGCUGCCUCGAGGGCGAGACGGACGAGUACACCUGGACGUCCACUUUCACGUCUACUAAAGAGAAUAUCGUAGUAGAGCUCUCGGAUGACUACAGCUUCCGUCGGACAACGUUAGGCAACUUUUAUAAACGUGUUAAAGCUUGGGUCGUUGGAGUUUUAGACAUUGCUCCCCUAGACAUCAAGGGUCUACUACAGACAUACCUCUCAGAAUACGACGACGAGGGUGCUUACGGACAUAUUUCACUUGGUCGUUCCUUCGCACUUGAGAUGGGAUCAGUCAUACCAACAACGGAUCAGCGCCUUGGUGCCAUUGAACGCCAACAUGACCUCAACAUCAAUACAGCGUCAGACUUCAUCGCUCAGUAUACAACACGCCAGGAGUACCAAUUCAUUGAUGGCUUGAAUGAUCAGGAGGAAGAAUGGCUUAGAAUCGAUAGCAAGUCGGGUGAGACCUCAAGAAGAAGGAUGUCUGUGUUUAACCGAAGCAUCGAGGAUGCUACAAAGCUACUGGUCGACCUCGAGGGUCGCACUCUCAAUCACAAGCACGUCACCAUCGCGGAAUUGCGGGACAUCCUUCGUCGAGCAUCUGCUCUCUUAUGUAGAGUGAAGAAAGACCAGUCUCCCAUCAUCCACCAUCUGGUGGGGAUUCCAUUCGCUGUGUUCACGAAGCAAUCCAUCAAACUUGGGAUUUCCCUCUGGAUGAGCGUGAUCAAGGAAAACCCUCGCAUGGAAUCCCGGAUAUUUGUUGCGAUCGCUGAAUGUUGGGAGGCCACGGUGCGCAAGAGACAAGGCAUAUUUAGUACUGCAAUAGGACACCCCGACCCGUUCUACGGCAAGCAAGAAUUCGCUCCAUCGGACAAGGAAACUCUUGUGCGACGGCAGCAGCAGAUAUACAACAUCAUAGCGCCUCACUUCCGACUCUUGCAGUUCUUGUCUAGUCAUUUCAACGCAUCCCGCCUAAGUAACCCCGAUAUAGAGCAAGUUUACAACCGGCUAAUGCACAUCACUCUGGACUCAUUGAGCAACGGAUCUCCUCAGCCCUUAGCUCGCGAAGCGUACUUCCACAUAGUUCUCUUGGGACUGCGAAUAGUACGACAUUGCACCACUUUGCCGAAUGAAAUCAAAUGGAGGUUAAAGGAUCGAAUUCUGACUGCCGGUUUAGCAUGGUUCGCAAAAGCACCUGAGUGGUCCUUUGGUGGCAAUCGCCUUCAAAUUAAAGCUGAAACGCAUGUUUUGUCCGAUGUACAAUCAUACUUGCAGGUUGUUGGGGGCGUUGGCCUGCAAUCCGGAACAGCGCUUAAGUCCCUAAAAGGGAAACAAGAGCUGCUUUCCCUUCUGUUAUCAAAUGAGCAGACUCGCUUGAUGGUUUGGCUUUUCCCCCUCGACUACCAGAAGAAGCACCAUUUUACGUCGGGGCAGCACAGCCAGACAUUGGCCGACGCUGCUGUUCCAGGUCAUUUGAAAACUGCAUGGGCGGAGAAUCCUGCUCUUGCGGUGCACCUGCCACAACGAUUUCAAUCUCAACGACUUACUACCGAAGUUCGAUGGAUGGUGCUUAAUUUUCCGCACAAAGUUCUCGAUGAACCAGAUUCUAUUGAGAUCCUACUUGAAAGUAAGCUGCCUGAUGAUGUGUCAUUCCAACUCAAGUACCUACUCUUCUGGGCAUCUGUCAACCCGAUGACUGCUGUUACAUAUUUCUUGCCCGCAUACGGAAAUCAUCCGUUCAUUAUUCAAUAUGCGAUGAGGGCACUCGAGAGCCACUCUGUAGAUGUCACUUUCUUCUACGUCCCUCAGAUUGUCCAGACACUCCGUUAUGAUGUGCUUGGCUACGUGGAAAGAUAUAUCAUCGAGACUGCGAAGUUCUCGCACCUCUUCGCUCACCAAAUCAUCUGGAACAUGAAAGCAAAUGCUUACAAAGAUGAAGAUUCUCAAAUCCCUGACCCAGUUAAGCCAACGCUUGACAAAGUAAUGGAAAGCCUGGAGUCCAGUUUCACAAGAGCGGACCGGGCAUUCUACGAGCGCGAAUUCUCGUUCUUCAACGAGGUUACGGGCAUCUCGGGCAAACUUCGCCCAUUCAUCAGCUUUGAAAAGGAGGUGAAGAAACAAAAGAUUGAAGAAGAGCUGCGCAAAAUCAAGGUCGAGGUCGGUGUUUAUCUACCGAGCAAUCCCGAAGGCGUGGUGAUUGGUAUCGACAGAAAAUCUGGAAAACCACUGCAAAGUCACGCCAAAGCUCCGUAUAUGGCGACUUUCAGGAUCAGGAAGUCGAGGCCUGAUACUGGUCUUGUUGAAGAAGAUUCUGAGCGUGGUAACGGAUCAGUACAACAACCUACGUACGAGGUGUGGCAGUCCGCAAUCUUCAAAGUUGGUGAUGACUGUCGACAAGACGUCCUUGCGCUGCAAAUGAUCGCCGCUUUCCGAGGCAUCUUCAAUAACGUAGGACUCGACGUCUGGGUCUACCCGUAUCGUGUCACUGCAACUGCUCCCGGAUGUGGUGUCAUCGACGUAUUACCAAACUCAAUAUCGCGCGACAUGCUCGGUCGAGAAGCAGUCAAUGGACUCUACGACUACUUCGUGUCCAAAUAUGGCGGCGAGGAAUCCAUCCGGUUCCAAGAAGCCCGAAGUAACUUCGUAAAAAGCAUGGCCGCCUACAGCGUGAUCUCAUUCCUCCUCCAAUUCAAAGACCGCCACAACGGCAACAUCAUGAUCGAUGACGCCGGUCAUAUCAUCCACAUCGACUUUGGCUUCUGCUUCGAUAUCGCGCCCGGUGGCAUAAAAUUCGAGCGCGCGCCGUUCAAACUCACGGGCGAAAUGAUUGCAGUCAUGGGGGGCUCCAACACAUCCCAAUCGUACCGCUGGUUCGAAGAACUCACAAUCAAAGCUUUCUUGGCAAGUCGACAGCAUUGCAAUCAUCUAGCGCAUGUUGUAGAGGUAAUGCUGGAUAGUGGACUGCCUUGCUUUAAACCGGAAACUAUUCAGCAUUUUAGAGAGAGGUUUGUGUUGGAGAAAACAGAGAGGGAGGCGGCUGAUUUCAUGAGAGAGCUGAUUAGGAAGAGCGCGGGGAGUUACAGUACUGGUGGGUAUGAUCGCUUCCAACUUUUAACGAACGGGAUUCCAUUUUAGAGGGUGGAGGCUGUUGUGGUUGGUGGGCUUGGUGGUGAAAUAGAGGAAUCCAUAUGCCUUUGCGUGACAGGGCUUUUGCGAUUGUUGCUGUGUUCUAAUGAAGGUUAUAUAAUAGCUGCACAAUGACUCGAGCUCACUCGC